Messenger RNA from Musa acuminata AAA Group (dessert banana), 2485 nucleotides. Its product is annotated as transmembrane 9 superfamily member 11. Gene Ontology annotation, cellular component: membrane. Gene Ontology annotation, biological process: protein localization to membrane. The transcript has 2 exons. NCBI's taxonomy places the organism in Eukaryota, Viridiplantae, Streptophyta, Magnoliopsida, Zingiberales, Musaceae. The record is from RefSeq and is a predicted model, not a curated record. Bases 146 to 2149 code for a protein of 667 amino acids.
UUUCGGCAGCCAAAAAAUUAUCGCAGCCUCCUCUGACCGAAAGCGAAGCAGCUUUUAACCCCCCUUCUCCUCCGCCUCUAAUUUCAUCUUGCCUCGAUCGCCGGCAGAUCUCGGCGACUAGAUCUGGGUGAAGAACCCAUCUCCUAUGGGUUUUGCCGCCGAAUCCGGCGCCAAGAUGGGAUUUUUUCGUAGGCUCGCCCUCUGGAUCUUGAUCUCCUGCCUCGCCGUCCGAUCCGGCGAUGGGUUCUACCUCCCCGGCAGCUACCCGCACCGGUACCCCGCCGGCGGCGCUCUCCCGGUCAAGGUGAACUCCCUCACCUCCAUCGAGACCGAGAUGCCCUUCAGCUACUACAGCCUCCCCUUCUGCCGCCCGGCGGAGGGGAUCAAGGACAGCGCUGAAAACCUCGGCGAGCUCCUCAUGGGAGACCGCAUUGAGAACUCCCCAUACCGCUUCAAGAUGUUUACCAACGAGUCCGACGUCUUCCUCUGCCGGACCGACCCGCUCUCGGCCCAGGACUUCCGCCUCCUCAAGAAGAGGAUCGACGAGAUGUAUCAGGUCAACCUGAUCCUCGAAAACCUACCCGCGAUCCGCUACACCAAGAAGGACGAUUACGUCCUUCGGUGGACGGGGUACCCGGUUGGGAUCAUGAUCGCCGACGCCUACUAUGUGUUCAACCACCUAAAAUUCACAGUUUUGGUACACAAGUAUGAGGAGACGAAUGUGGCGAGGGUGAUGGGCACAGGGGACGCAGCCGAGGCGAUCCCGACGGUGGACAAGGCAGGUUCAGGGUCUCCCAGUUGGAUGGUGGUUGGUUUCGAGGUCGUGCCAUGUAGCUUUCAACAUGAUGCGGAUUUGGUCAAGGCUCUGAAGAUGUAUGAUAAGUACCCAGUGAACAUCCAGUGCGAUCCCAAGGCAGUGGCCAUGAGAGUGAAGGAAAACCAACCUAUUGUCUUCACUUAUGAGGUUGCAUUCGUCGAGAGUGACAUCAAGUGGCCGUCUCGCUGGGAUGCCUAUUUGAAGAUGGAGGGGGCGAAGGUUCACUGGUUCUCGAUCCUGAAUUCGCUAAUGGUGAUCGCUUUCCUUGCUGGUAUUGUUCUCGUGAUCCUGUUGAGGACUGUUCGAAGGGAUCUGACUCGGUAUGAGGAGCUUGACAAGGAGGCACAGGCUCAGAUGAAUGAGGAGCUAUCAGGAUGGAAGCUUGUAGUUGGGGAUGUGUUCAGAGCUCCAAGUCAUCCGUUGCUCCUUUGUGUAUUGGUUGGUGAUGGAGUUCAGAUACUUGGUAUGGCAAUCGUAACCAUCUUGUUCGCUGCACUUGGAUUCAUGUCCCCUGCAUCAAGGGGAACUCUCAUCACAGGAAUGCUGUUCUUCUUCCUGGUUCUUGGGAUCGCUGCUGGAUAUGUUGCUGUCAGGAUGUGGAAGACAAUCAAAACUGGGGAUCACACUGGUUGGAUUUCGGUUUCUUGGCGGGUUGCUUGUUUCUUCCCUGGUAUUGCGUUCUUGAUCUUGACAACAUUAAACUUCCUGUUGUGGGGUAGCCAUAGCACAGGGGCAAUACCCAUUUCUUUGUUCAUCAUAUUGCUUUUGCUCUGGUUCUGCAUCUCAGUUCCACUGACACUUGUUGGUGGCUUCCUUGGUGCCAAGGCACCGCACAUUGAGUACCCAGUUAGGACUAAUCAGAUACCUCGCGAGAUUCCUCCGCAGAAAUACCCGCCGUGGUUGUUGGUUCUUGGAGCUGGGACCCUACCAUUUGGCACUCUUUUCAUCGAGCUCUUCUUCAUAAUGUCAAGCAUCUGGAUGGGCCGUGUGUACUAUGUCUUCGGCUUUCUCUUCAUCGUAAUGAUUCUUCUUGUCGUCGUUUGUGCUGAAGUUUCUUUAGUCCUGACCUACAUGCACCUGUGUGUCGAGGAUUGGAAGUGGUGGUGGAAAUCCUUCUUCUCAUCAGGAUCAGUGGCUAUCUACAUAUUCUUAUACUCUGUGAACUAUCUGGUGUUUGAUCUUAAGAACUUAAGUGGGCCCAUCUCUGCCUCCCUCUACCUUGGCUACUCUUUGUUGAUGGUCAUCGCAAUCAUGCUUGCAACUGGUACAAUCGGAUUCAUCUCAGCAUUCGGGUUCGUCCAUUACCUCUUUUCAUCAGUCAAACUAGAUUGAUGGACUUCAAUGAGAAAGCUUCCUCGACGAAGGAAAAGCUUGGUCAAGGCUAAAUGAGAUUAAAGUUUGUCACUCACUGGUUGAUCAUUUGAAAUUUGAGGCUCUACAGGGAAAUAAUAUUUCACAUGGCUAUUGUUUCAUGCAUCGGCACUUGGUAAGAUGCAAUAGAAUGUACUCUGCAGAGCCGUUAGUUCUUUUUUCUAUUUUUUUAUCUUCUUUUUGUUCUAUUAGUUCAUCUAGCUGUAUACUGGAUUGCCGGUAACAAUGCAUUUUACUUUCUGAAUGCUGAACAACUGUAGAUGCAAUUGUAAUUCAUUGUGCUUUUUGUUAUCUUCA